AUGUCACCGACCCGCCUCUCGUCCUCUCAAAUGUCGACUUCCUCUCGAACCAAAUCAUCCGUCAUCAGAGAUCAACAGGCUGGGUUUCGUUUAGGGACCAUGGAUGACCCCGACAGUGGGACGGUCCGAGCCCGAAACACUGCGGCCGUGAGCGGGGACAGUAAGAGAGAGCUGCUGUCCACGAAGCCUCUGCACCGCUUCGUCCAGAAAGAGCCCAGGAGCCUGGGGAUCGUCAUUUUGAUGUUCGGGUGUGCCGAGUUCCUCAUCGGCCUCCUGAUGUCCGCACACAAGGACAACUCCACGUUCUUCUACACUCCCUUCUGGCUCGGAGCUCUGUUCAAUAUCUGUGGAAUUCUGUCAAUUUACACUGGAACACAUCCAUCCAAGAAGAUGGUUACAGUUUGUUUGUCUAUGUAUGUGGUUUCCCUGAUUGGAAUCCUCGUCUCCUUUGGCUUAAGACUCACCUCCUUGUCUAUGCUGAGCUACUAUCGGAACAGGCACGCAAGACAUGAAAGCAUAAGAGCAAGCAUGAUGCUCUCUCUGGAAUCCCUGCUCCUCACCAGCUCCUUGUUUGUGUUCGGGCUGCUCAUCUUCUUGUGUGUUGUUGCUCGGUUGGCUCUGAAGUCUACACGCACUCAGAUUGUUCUUCACCAAAUACCUGCAGCUGCAACUGAGACACCGACUGAGUAA
Messenger RNA from Knipowitschia caucasica, 690 nucleotides. The record is from the annotation of a GenBank genome assembly. Lineage: Eukaryota; Metazoa; Chordata; Actinopteri; Gobiiformes; Gobiidae.